This is a messenger RNA of Closterium sp. Naga37s-1, 8115 nucleotides long. The record is from the annotation of a GenBank genome assembly. Lineage: Eukaryota; Viridiplantae; Streptophyta; Zygnematophyceae; Desmidiales; Closteriaceae.
AUGGCGACGAAUCUCGUGAAAGGUGGCCGCGCAGGCUUAAGAACGAGCUCGAUUUUCGUUUUUGCAUGCCUUGUAGCAGCGCUCGUGCCGGCAUGUUCGUCGAUCGGCCCCAACCCUAGCAUCUCGUCUCUCUCCGCGUCUCGCGGCAUCGCCUCGCCGUCGCAUGCGGCGCCCAAGGCGGGUCCGCAGAUCAGCAGCCUGCUGCUGCUCCUGCCGCCUCGCGCGCGCAACCCUGUCAGAUUCCAUCUCCUCGGAUCCAACGGCUGCUUCUCCUGGGCAUGGGACCACCACGACCUGCUGCACGUGCAGCCUCUCCUCAACACCACCGAUGAUGACGCUCAUUCGCCCGCAGCAGCAACAGAAGCAGCAGGAGCGGCAGGAGGGCAAGCGUGGGGGUCCCAUGGCAGCAGCAGAAGCAGCAGUAGCGGCAGCAGUGGGGCGCGCGGGGGGUGUUCGACGAGCGCGCUGAUAUCGUCCAUCGCGCCGUACUCGGGCGCGCCGCGCACCACGGCCGUCAUCGCCACGGACCUGCUCUAUGGGGCCGUGCUGCGCUGCGAGGUGCGGGUGGACGUGGUGCAGAGGGUGGCCAUAUUCCACCGCAGUCUCAAGAUGGGCCUCUCCUCCCUCGCUGAUCUCGAGGUGCUCGCCUUCAACGACCACGGCGACGUGUUCUCAUCAGUGGCGGGGCUCUCCUUCCGCUGGACCCUCACGCCCCUUGGCUCGCCCCUCCCCGCCCACCGCCAACCUGCGGCCUCCACGGCGCCACGUGGCGAGCAGGCAUUGGAGCACCGCCUGCAGCACGUGCCCCUGGAGGAAGCGGCGCUGCUGCUGGCGGGCGGCGAGGAGGGGCGCGGUGCUGCCCGGGACGACCUGGGGGUGGAGCGGUCAGACGUGUACGUGGUGAGGGGCGUGGCACCGGGGCAGGAGAGGGUCGCCGUUCAGCUCAUGGACGCUGACGUCACCGCCGCCGCUGCUGAUACAGCAGGAGCAGCAGCAGGGGGUGCGGCAGCACUGCCGUCGGACGCCAUAACGCUGACGGUGGCGCAGGCCUUCUCCCUGCAGCCGCCCUCCCCCGUGCUGCUGCUGCCCGGCGCCCGCCUGCCCUUCCGCCUCCUCACCUUCACCCACAAUGCUCUGCAGCGUACGCCACCCACACCCCCCCCUCCUCCUCGCCCUCCUUCGACCUCUCCCUCACCCACCCCCCCUCCCCCGACCCCCUCCCUCCUCCCCUACCCGCACCUCCCUCCUCGCUCUCCCUCCUCUCCCUUGUCGCCCACCCUCCUCUCCCUUGUCGCCCACCCUCCUCUCCCUUGUCGCCCACCCUCCUCUCCCUUGUCGCUCUCCCUCCUCUCCCUUGUCGCCCACCCUCUUCUCCCUUGUCGCCCACCCUCCUCUCCCUUGUCGCUCUCCCUCCUCUCCCUUGUCGCCCACCCUCCUCCCUUGUCGCCCACCCUCCUCUCCCUUGUCGCGCACCCUCCUCUCCCGCACCGAGCAUGCUGUUUUUUCCAGCUGCCGCUUCCCUUUCGCUUCAGUCACCCACUUUUCCCACCUCUCCCCUACGCGUGGGCGACAGGCAAUGUCUCAGUGGCAUCAGUGCAUCCUGCACAGGGCGUGCUGUCUGCGCUCGCCCAGGGCGCCACCACGCUCACCACCACUGACGUGCGCUUGGUGGACCACCACCAGGCCGCCUCCAUCCACGUCGUGCCACCUGGCGACGUCAAGAUCUUCCUCGCGCCGCUGGCGCCUCCUGUCCCAGGGGAUGGGGGUGCCGAGGUGGAGGUGUGUUCUCGUGCAGAUGCAAAAGGGGGAGGGGGUCUGCCUGGGGCUGUAGCGUGCAGGGCUGUGGCAGAGCCUGUGGCCAGUGGAGGGGACACGUGGCACCUUGUGGUUGGGCGGGAGUAUGCCCUGUGGGUGCAGGUGUUUGCACAUGGCUGGCCCAGCCGGCCUGUGCUGCUCACAGAGGCAGACACGCUGCUACUGCGCUUCGACCACCCACCCCUCUGGACUGUCGUGAACGAUGCUGCGUCUGCCUCUCUGCCUGCACAGGCGCCUGGUGGCAUGGAGGGGGGAGGGGGUGGUGGGGAGGAGAGGAGCCGUGUGGUUGUGGUGCGCGGAGGGCAGCAGGGGCAGGGCGAGGUGCAGGCUGAGCUGCGGUACCGAGAGGUGAAGAGCGGUGGGAAGGGGCGGGAGGAGAAGGUGGUGGCGGCGCAGGCGAUUCGUGUGUGCGACCCUGUGCUGGUGCACCCGCCCUCCCCCACAACCUCUGCCUCUUCUUCAUCUCCUACUCCUGUGGACCCUGUCCACGUGGUGCACCUGCCGUGGGUGCCGCAGCUUGACUCUGCGGCGCCACCCCAGCGGCAGCACCUGCUGCUGCUGGCGUCGGGAGGGUGUGGCGAGCGUGCUGCUGACUACGUGUGGACCAGCUCUGACUCCACCGUCGUCCACGUGGCGCCCUCUGGUUGGCUGACGGUGGCCGGGCCGGGUGUUACGAUGGUGCGAGUGGCAGCAGCAGUGGACGGCAACAACUUUCACCAGGUGGAGGUGCGGGUGAGUGAGCCACACACGAUGCAGGCGGUGGGCGAGGAGGAGGGCAGCGCCUUGCACCUGAGCGUGGGUGUGGAGGCGCUUGUGGGCCACUCGCUGCUGCUCGCUGCCCGCCUCCUCUCCUCCUCAGGAGAGCCGUACACCAACUGCACCGCCCUGAACCCAUUCGUGCAGUGGCAUCUGCAGGCACUGUUGCCUGCCACCCCUCCGUCCUUCACCCUCACGUCUCCACCCCCAAUCGCCUUCAUGCCACCAUCCGCUCUCUCGCCCAUCUGCGUGUGGGCCUCCCUGUCCGCCAUAGCACCUGGCCGCACACAAGCGAUAGCCCUCCUGCCACUGCCGCCACACACAAAACCUGCUGAUGCUGACGCUGGCAGUGUGGAAGAGAGGGCAGGGGGGAGCUCAGAGGGCGCGGGGCAGGGAGUGCAAGGGGAGUGGGCGGUGGCGGGGCAGUUCCUGGACCAGGUGCAUGUGACGGUGGUGGGGGGUGAGAAAGGACUGCUGCUGGGAGGAGAGGCGGAGAGGAAAGGAGGAGAGGGGCGGAGGGAGGGGGAGAAGGGAGGGGCGGUGGAGGUGGAGCAGGUGGGGGGGCGGGGUGGCAGGGGGUACGUGGUGCGCUGUGCUGGCGGUGAGGCGUCCAACAACAGCUACCUAGUCACCUUCACGAGAGGCCACCUGCUGUCGUCCCACACCCCGCCCACUACCGUCCCUUCCGCGUCCAUCCUGCUGCACUGCUCGCUGCCUGCUGCUGCCGCCAUUCUGCUGGAUGACUCAGCCCGCCUCCCUGCAGCCAUAGCAGCAUCAGCAGCCUCCUGCCAUCCACCAACGGGAGAAUGCCACGUGGCACCAAUCACCCUUGUGACACAUCAGCACGUGCGGCUGGUCGCUGCAGCUCUCUCCUCCUCCAUCGUGCCCUUUGCCAACGCGUCCAGCCAAUGGCUGCACGCCACGUGGCAGCUGGAGGGGUGUGAUGACAUGGCAUGGUGGGGUGCGGACGAGCCCAGCAGUGGGGGGGUUGGUUCAGAGGAGGAGUGGAGCAGAUGGGUGCACACAGGCGACAGGGGAGGCGAGUGUCACGUGCAUGUGGACGUGACAGCACCACACGCCAAGGGGGGCUGGCUGCACGUCAAGCCAGAGGGGCAGGGCGCCCACAGGGACGCCUUCCAUCUGCGCGCUUCUGCCCUCCUGCAGGUGGUGAAGGCGCUCAGGUUGGAACCGCAGGCGGUGCUGCUCGUCAACCACCCCCACGCCCAUGCGGAUGUGACAGUAACAGGGGGCACCUCCGAGCUCCAGUUCUUCAUCUCCGACCAAUCAGUGGCUGCCAUUCUGCCACGUGGCACUGCAGCAGCAGUCCAGCUGGCAGCGCGUGCACGAGGCGAUGCCACGUUGACAGCAGUGGACGCUGGCCUCUCCCAUCCGCUCUCUGCCAACGCCUCGGUGUCAGUAGCUGACGUGGCAUGGGUGCGCCUGCAUCCCGAGGGCGCAGAGCCGUCCACGUCAGCAGGGGCGGGCGAGUGGUGGGUGCAGGUGGGGGCGACAGCGCACAUCACAGUGACAGUGGGGGACGACCGCGGCCACCUCUUCCCCGCCUCACAGUUCGAGUGGAUGGGGUUGGAGGCACACGGCAUGGCAGGUGUGGUCGCCCUGCACCUGCCCUGCUCGCACUCCUCCUCUGCUGGCGAUGACGUGGCAUGUUCUGACUCGCUGGAGCUCACAGGGACGGCUGUGGGAGUCACCACUGCCUUCCAGGUGAGCGCAGGCAUCCACCUGACAACGCGGAGGGUGUUUUCAGAUGCCGUGCGCAUCACGGUGUAUGCGCCGCUCGCCCUACACCCGCCCUCGCUCACCCUCGCCCCGGGAGCAUCAUACAUGCUGCAAGCCACGGGUGGUCCGUCCUCCCCAACCACGACGAUCGCAUUCGCCUCCUCCAACGCUGACGUGGCGCUCGUCGAUUCGUCGUCCGGCCUCGUCACGUCCCGAGCGCCUGGCACAACUGUCAUCCGAGCCAUGGCGCUAGGCUCGGCAGGGCAGGUUCUGAGUGUUGCCGAGUCUCGGGUGGAGGUUCGGGUGAUGGAGGCAGUGGGUCUGAGUGUGGGCAACGGGCAGCUGGCAGUGGGCGAGGAGAUGGCCGUGUUCCCCACUGGGGGGCAUCAGGGAGAGGAUCUGCUCUCGUUCGCACGGGUGUGCCACGGCUACCAGUGGAGUGUCAGCCACAACCAGCUGCUGCACCUACAAACGGCGCCAUCGCUCGACGCACAGGUGCCUGGCAGCACCGCAGGGGCGGCCAGCAGCAGCAACCGCGGGAGUGACAGUGCCAGCGACAGCGGCAGUGCAGCGGUGGACAUGGGCUUCUCAGCGCGCAUCACUGCCAGGGCGCCUGGCACUGCCACGAUCUCUCUCACCUUCACCUGCUCCUUCCCCACCUCCUCCAAGCCCUCAGCUGCCCCCCUCCGCCGCUCCUACUCCGCUUCUGCCUCCAUCUCCAUCGUCCCCACGCCCCCUCUCGCGCUGGGCAUCCCUGCCACGUGGCUGCUGCCCAUUGGCUACACCUCCUCCCCUCUGCUCCCACCCUCUCUCGCUUCCACCACCUCGGGAGGUGCGGCGAAUGCUGCAGCUGCACGCUACUCCUACUCCCUGUUACACGACCAGUCACCCCUAGGCAGCGGACAUGUGUCGCUGGCAGAAGGCGGGCGAAUAGCAACGGGCGAGCGAGCAGCGCUGGGGUGCAUUGCAGUGGCCGACUCUGCCAGCGGCCUCCACGACAUCGCUGCCUGUGUGCGCACCGCCCAGGCAGCACAGCUGACGGUGGGCGACAACGACUUCCCCUUCCAUGCGGCUGAGCUCUCUGUGCCCGCCCACCAGCUCUUUUCUGUUCACCUCCGUGACAGCCUCGGAGUGCCCUUCCUGGAAGCUUCCGAUGCGCGGGUGGAGGUGGAUGUGGACAGGCCUGACGUGGUGUCAGUGGCGGUGGUGCCCAGCCUACCAGGGCCUGACACGUGGCAGCCAGCCAACAUGACAGUGGUGGUGAAGGCGGUGCAGCAGGGCACAGCAGUGGUGCGCGUGCGGGUGCAGCCAGGGGCAGGGCGAGGGACACGUGGCAACCUGCCAUUGGUGGACUUCAUCACUGUGCAAGUGGGCGCAUACGUGUUCCCUCGGGAUCCCCUUGUCCCUCUGGGUGCCUCGCUCAACUUCUCCCUCUCACACCGCCACCACCAGCAAGCUAUGGGGGGCAGCAGGGGCGGCAGGUGGGAGAGUGGCAACAGCAGUGUGGUGGCGGUGGAUGGCAGCACGGGGGAGGCAAGGGCGGUGGGGGAGGGCUCCACUGUCGUGAGCUUCAACGCAUCGCGCCUGACGUCAUACACGAGGGUCACAGUGCUGCCAGUGGCGUCGCUGCUCGUCUCCCCGCCACCCUCCUCGCCUCUCCUCUCCAACGCGCCUCCCCUCGCUGCUGUCGGCCGCCCCUUCCACUUCCCAGUCCAGUUCAGGGACUCUCGAGGCCAGCCCAUGGGACGGCCCGUGGGGUCGCCAGACGUGCCCUUCUCAUGCCACGUGGCGCCUAGCAUGCUCGGCACGGCCGUGCCUCGCUUUGACACCGCCUCAAGCUCCUAUGUCUGCUCCUUCACCCCCGCCUCUCCCGCCCGCAUCUUCUCCUCUCUCACUCAAUCCUCCUCCUCCUCAUCGUCAGCACCACCAGCAGCAGCAGGGGGGGCGAAGUUGGGGGGAGUGAGCAGGGAAGGGGCGGGCAAUGAGGGAGGGGGAGUGGUGGUGGCGGUGGCGGCAGUGGUGGAGGCAGGGGCAGCGCAGGGUGCUCGCCCGGCUGUGAGAGGAGAGGCCGCUGUGCCGUUUGUUGGGGGCUUUGAUGUGCUGGGCGGAGGCGAGAUCUCUCUGUCUCUCGCCGCCAACACCACCACCAUUCGCCUCGUUGGAAACACAAGCUCAGUGCAAGUGGCAUGGAGCCAAAGAGCCUCACUGGUGGUUCGGAGGACAGGCCAGGUGUCAUUGCAGGGUGCGAGGAGAGUUAGUCAGAGCACUCGUGCUGCCACUGCUCUCCGCAGCACCCCAGCUGCUCCAGAAGGGCUUGCAGCCUUGGCAGAUGAGACAGUGUUUGCCAUCCAGGUUGUGCUAGGCGAUCAUUCUGACCAUGCACGUGCAUCCUUCGAAGAUGACAUCGUUUUCACGCAUCUUGCCACAGUGCAUGGCACCCACUGCAUGCCAUCCAAGUCUCAUCCCCAUCACUCCCACCGCCCCGCAUCCACCGCAGGCCAAAGGGAGACGGUGCAUGUGACCUUCAAUGCAGCUGCUGCACCCUCCACCCUGGUCCCCCUCAACCUGCUGUGGCUCGCAGCACUCACCGCCCUCGUCGCCUCGGCCAUUCUCCUUCUCCUGCACCUCCGCCCCGGGUCUGCCUUCCACACGCCUGGGUCAAGUGCUUUCUCCCCGGUGUCUCCUUAUAGCCAGAUGGGGUCCCCGAGAUCCGACGACUCUCCACGUGAAGCAGCGCCUGAGAUUCGAAGGAAUCAGUCGCUCGACGGCUCUAAGAAACGCAAGAUCGAGUCCGCGCUCGUUGAGUCCGAAUCGCGCUCCCUGAAGCAGACGAGAUUUGCCCAAUUUGACUCUUUUACUCCAUCCGCCUCCUGCCCAAUCUUCGACUUCCACACGGGCAAGCUCGAGAAAUCUUUCACGUUGGAGUCAGCGACGCUUGGCGCGGGGCAGUUCGGCGUUGUGAGGCGGUGCGUCGAGAAUGCAACAAAUCAGGCCUUCGCGUGCAAAACGAUCAAUAAAGACAGCUUGUCGACGUCAGCGGCGAGGGACGAAGUGCGACGCGAGGUGGCGGCGAUGCGGAGCGUGGCGGGGCAUGCGGGCGUGGUGCAGCUGCGCGCGGUGUUCGAAGACGAGCGACAUGUUCACCUCGUCAUGGACCUGUGCGACGGUGGCGAACUCUUCGACGAGGUCGUGCGACGCGGGCGGUUACCCGAAAGAGAUGCAGCGCUCAUCUUUCGCCAAAUAGCCUCCGCCGUCGCGUUCUGUCACUCUAAGAACAUAAUGCACCGCGAUUUAAAGCCCGAAAACAUCCUCCUCGCAUCCCAACACUCGGCACAAUUCCCCACCGCCAAGCUCGCCGAUUUCGGAUUUGCAAUCCCCAUUCCCCCCGGGCAUCGCGCGUGUGGCGUCGCGGGGUCGCCGUUCUACAUGGCGCCAGAGGUACUGACAGGCGAGUACGGGGUCUCGGCGGACGUGUGGUCGCUGGGCGUGGUGCUGUACGUGCUGCUGAGCGGCAGCCCGCCGUUUUGGGGCGCGGACGACAACGGCGUGUUCCGCGCCGUGCUGGAGGCGCCGCUGGACCUGACGAGCGGCGCGUGGGCGGGGGUGUCGGCGGAGGCCAAGGGGCUGCUCCGCUGCAUGCUGCACCGCGACCCGCGCCGACGCCCCUCCGCCGCCAAGCUGCUCUCCCACCCCUGGAUCCUCGUCCACGCCUUCGGCGGCCGCGUCGUGCGCCGCGUGCUCGUCGCGCCCGCGCUCCAGCAGAUCCGCAUGGCGGGAGGCGCUGCUGCUGUUCCUCUCUCCGCCUAG